This is a messenger RNA of Cyprinus carpio (common carp), 3693 nucleotides long. It is a transcript of the gene aadacl4, whose product is annotated as arylacetamide deacetylase like 4. The record is from RefSeq and is a predicted model, not a curated record. Gene Ontology annotation, cellular component: membrane. Gene Ontology annotation, molecular function: carboxylic ester hydrolase activity. Lineage: Eukaryota; Metazoa; Chordata; Actinopteri; Cypriniformes; Cyprinidae.
UACAAUUCAAUAGAAGUUAAUAUUGUGGUAUAUUUUAUAUACAAUAUUGUCUAAAUUUCCAAAAUUGUGUAAACAAAAAUAUUACCAAUAAAGCCACAGAAGAACUGUUGUGCAUAUCCUAACAAAAAACAAUAGGUGUUUGACUUGAAGCAGCACUCCACAGACCAUUCUGUGUAUGGCAUCAAAGUACCACAAGAGUGAAAAGAGCAUUUUUGAAAUUUUUGUUUUGAUGUUAAAUAAAUCUAGUUUUGCUUUUUUCGUUAAAGCAGUGUUGCAAGUUAUACAGCUACAGUUGUGUUGCUGGGUUUUAAUUUCACUGUCCACUUGGUUCAAAUGUGGAUGAAUGGCUACAUAGUUGUGCACACACACUGCCGAAGCUGUGUGAGAUCACUACCAUUCUGCUUUUGAUGGGUAGGGGUGUUAAAUGAAAUAGUGUUUUUUGUUUUUUUUUGUCAACUCACUUGUUUCACUUCUAUAGGUUUUUAACAUUCUAAAAGCUCUUUACUCCAAAGAUACUACAAGCUAGUCAGUGUAUUCAGUAGGUGUAAUGUAUUAUAGCUUCAGAGGCAUAAGGUAUUGCGGUUAUUACAUACAACAAUAAUAGAGCAAUAAUAAAACCGUCUGUUGACAUAAAAAAUGAAAUUUACUUUUGGUACUUAAGUACUUUUAAAAGCACUUAAGUAAAAAUCUGUCUUAAGUAAAAAUCUUUACAACUUUCACUUGUAAUAGAGUAAUAUUUGACCAGCAGUAUAUGUACUUUUACUCAAGUAAUGGAUUUGUGUACUUUGUCCACCUCUGGAAGUUGUACUGUGAUUCUGUUUUAUAUUCUGAAUGUUUUAGCGCAAAGAAUUGUUUAAUAACAUAACAAUGCUCAAUACAAAGUCCACCUCAGUAAUUUAAUAACUCUUCAGUGAUGUGUAAUGUAUUAAAACUGAGAAUAGCAAGUUCAGUAGAGUGUUUUUCUGUAGCUAUUAGCUUGAUAUUCUCUCAAGGGCAUGAUAAAGAGAUAUGAGCUGUUUUUCUUAUCUCGGAAUAUGAGUACAGAAUUCAAAUGGCCGAGUGGAUUGGUUACCCACUGAGUGGCACAUUUAAUGGCACGAUGCUGUAUCAUGGCCCGCAAAAAGCCGGUGUCCUCUGGGCUUCAUAUUAAGGACUUGAGCUUCAGUGGAAUUCCAGUGAGGGUGUAUGAGCCUACAACUGCCUCAGGAGAGAAAAAACGGGGCCUGGUCUACUUUCAUGGUGGUGGAUGGAUGUUUGGCUGCAUUGAUGAUUAUGAUGAAGUGUGUCAGUAUAUAUCACUGGAGAGUGACACCAUAGUUUUGUCUGUUGGUUACCGUCUGGCCCCUGAGCACAGGUACCCUGCCCACCUGGACGACUGUGAGGUCGUGACUCGCCAUUUCCUGUCAAUAGCAGAAACCGAUUUCGGGGUGGACCCACGCAGGGUGGCAGUUGGCGGGGACAGCGCAGGGGCGAACCUGGCAGCUGCUCUCUGCCAGAGGCUGUCAAAGACACCGGAUUGUCAUCUGCUAUCUCCCUGUGCCCAGGUUCUCAUCUACCCGGCACUGCAGAUGGCAGAUUUCCACCUGCCCUCAUACCAGCAGAACCACUCUGUGCCCAUAUUGUUCAGAGGCCGAGCGGUGUUCUAUUUCCUACAGUACCUCAACGGGAAUACUUCUGUGAUCCAGCAGAUUCUGGAAGGCAAGCAUGUUCCUAUCGAGCUAAAACUGCGCUUUAAGAAAUGGCUGGAUCUAGAUAAUCUUCCACCUCAGUUUAGAAAGGGAGCAAGAAGUCCGCAGGUUAUCCCAAGCCAUGAUAGUGAUGUCUAUCACAUCAUCAAACAAGGGCUGGAUCCAGAGAUCUCCCCUUUACUAGCCGAGGAUGAUGUUCUUCGCCUCGCGCCAUCCACCUUCAUCUUGACCUGUGAGUUUGAUGUGCUGAGGGAUGAUGGCAUUCUGUUCCGCAAGCGACUGAAGGAUGCAGGAGUGGAAGUCACGUGGGAGCAUCUAUCUGAUGGCUUCCACGGGAUCAUCAGUUUCUUCAACCAGGGCUGGUUGACAUUUCAAUCUUCUCAAAAGGGUAUGGACAGCAUUGUAAGAUAUAUAAGAACUCUCUGACUGAGAAGCCAAAGGAUUUGUCAGAAUGACAUAGAAAAUAGCCUGUACGAGUUUUUUUUUUUUUUUUUUUUUUUGAGAAAUGGGAAUGAACAAAAACACUUUCCCAUUUGUUUUAAAGAAGAGUUAUAAGGUUGUUAAAGUUAAGGUAGGCAAUUUUUUUCCAGAAACAUUUUCUGUUAAUCUGGUUGAAAGACUUUUCACAGCAUGAUGGCCACCAAUAAUUAAAGUGCUCCAAAUAAACAAAUAAAUAUAUGCAUACAUAAAUAAAUAAAUAUAUAUAUAUUCAAAGAUUUGCCAAACAACACAGAGACAGGCAACCAGGUAAACAAGAGUGAUAAUUUUACAAAAUGGAGGAGUUUGAUAGAAUGUUUGAAUUUCAAUUGAUUAAAUGAACUUACAGAGUUAAUCUGUAAACUAUCCAUAAUAGUUUGUGAUGUUUGAGUUUGGGGAGGCAUUGCAUGCAAAAGGGGAUUUUGCAAAGGUUGUUUGAAAGCAUGCUUCCUUGCUUUAAUCGAUGGCAUAAGCCCACAUCAUUUCAUGUUUAAUUACAGGUGAAAAAUUACAACUCCCAUGAUUCUGCUAUAAAAUAUCAACCAGAGAAUGACAUUUUAAAUAUUUCCGUGCUUAAUAUGCAUAUUAUCCAAUAAACGCAAAGUAUAUUAUUUCUGUAUAUAUAAUCAAUAUCUUUAAAUCAAUAGUUUUAUAGAUAAUAGUAAGAUUCUAUCAUUCACAAUGCAUCAUGGGAUUGUAGUUCUUUUUUGUACAAUUAUAAAAUAUUGUUUUAUUGUUUGUUUGUUUUUUUGCGUCAAUCACAAAUCAAAGUUUGUAAUAUUGUGAUUCACCUCAUAGCUGGUUGGUUUGUUUCGUGGCUUAUUAAAGACGUAAAAAAUACCUAUACGAAAAAAAGAAUAGAAAAAAAAAUAAUUAAAGAAAAAAGGCUGCUAAAAAAAAAUCUAUACUGAUUUUCUCCUUGUAGAAUCAUUAAUGUCAUUCAGCAAUAUUCUGUGAAUAAUAGCAAGAAAGAUUAUUAGGUUUAUCAAAAAAAAAAGUGUUUUUAAAUGUGUUAAACUGUGUUUGUAAUGUACAAACAAUGCUCAAUUUGUCAAUUGAAUCAUGAAUGGUAUUCCAGUGUGUGACACUUAAAAUUCCUCCCACGUCCCUUCUACAGCCUCAUUUGUAGGAGACUGCAGUCUUUCCUUUGGUGCUACAAGUGAAGCUAAUUAUCAUCAUUCAGAGUGUUAGUCAGCAUUUGCAUGGUGCGUUUAAAGGAAUCUGAUGAACCUUCUUUCUCUGCAGCUGCUCAUAGAGUGUAAUAUUCGGGUCAGGGAAUUAAAACUCCAUUCGUUUUCUCCACAGAGAAAUGGAUUUUUAACAAUAAUUGACAAAUCUUUAAAGACAGGCCUGCUGUGAGCUCCGAUGUUGUUAAUCGAAUGUUAAUGCUUUCGUUAAACCAAUCUGUUCACAUUAAUUCAACUUAUUUUAUUAUUUUUUUUUUUUUUUAAAUAAGUUUUAUAGUGGAAUUCAUGGUUAAAAACUACAUUACAUUAUGAAUCAUAUUAGUAACCAUGUUUUUUUGGCG